ACUUACCCGGAAAUAUAGUCCGAGAUGAAGACAGGGUUUAGUCACGCCAAGAGUAUCACGUGACAGAAAAGAUGGCCGACAUAGAACCUCCCCCGAUGGAAAAUGAAAGUUUGAAGGAUGAGGAUGAUUUAUUUGCAGAUACAACAGAGACUGUAGAAGAAGAAUCAUUGCCAGAAUCACAUCCUGUGAAAGAGCCUGUGGAAGAGGAGUCGGCACAAGGCGAGGAGAAAACCCGCAUUCCAGCUGAUAUCAACAUUGAUAGUGACAAAGAUGAAGAAGAAGACCUUUUUGCAGGAGGUGGUACAGAAGUAAAGUUAGACUCAGAUGAUGAGGAUGUACCUGCAGUGGAGAAGAAAGACUCACCAGCACCCACGCUUACUAUGGACGAUCCUGUACCUGAGAUCAAACCUUUGUCUGCCGAGGAAGAAAGGCCCAAACUUGAUGUGUCCCAGACCACGAUCACAGCACCUGCUAGAGUAGCUGCAACACGGACUUCAUCCAAAGGAUCUAAAGAUGAGGAUAAGAUUGAGGAGGACCCAUAUACUAUUGAUAUAAAGGUUGUAGAGCCACACAAAGUUGGUGAUGGUAUGGGGGCCUAUGUUGUGUAUAAAGUGAUUACCAAGACUACCAUUCCAGCUUAUAAAAAGGCAGAACUUAUUGUGAUACGUAGAUUCAGUGAUUUCCUUGGUUUAUAUGAGAAAUUACACGAGAAACAUACUCAUCAUGGCAGAAUUGUCCCCCCUGCUCCUGAGAAAAGUCUUGUUGGUAUGACAAAGGUAAAGAUGUCAAAAGAGGAAUCAGGUUCAGCAGAUUUCCUUGAAAGGAGGAGAGCAGCUUUAGAAAGAUAUUUAAAUAGAACAGCUAGUCAUCCUGUAUUAAAGAUGGACCCAGAUUUCCGUGACUUCUUGGAGCGGGAUGGGGAGCUCCCUAAGGCCACCAGUACAUCUGCACUGAGUGGAGCUGGUGUCAAAAGGCUCUUGAGUAAAAUGGGAGAUGCCGUGGAAAAAAUAACAUUCAAAAUGGAUGAGUCAGAUGAGUGGUUUGAGGAGAAACAUCAACAAAUUGACAAUUUAGACCAGCAGUUAAGAAAAUUACAUGGUGCAAUGGAGUCUUUGGUUAACCAUAGAAGAGAUCUCAGUGUUUCUACGGCUGUUUUCGCCAAGAGUGCAGCAAUGUUAGGUGCUGCCGAGGAACAUACUGCACUAUCACGUGCUCUGUCACAACUGGCAGAAACAGAAGAAAAGAUUGAGCAGUUACAUAAAGAACAAUCUGAUCAAGACUUUUAUGUGAUGGCAGAGUUACUCAAGGAUUAUGUAGCACUUCUAGGCUCUGUAAAGGAAGUGUUACAUGAGAGAGUGAAGACAUACAAGAACUGGAAGGAUGCAGAAGCAACGUUAACAAAGAAGAGGGAAGUUAAAGCUAAACUUGAGUUGGCACACAAAACUGACAAAAUAUCCCAGGCACAACAAGAAAUAACUGAUUGGGUACAACGAGUUGAGAAGGGACAGAGAGACUUUGAGACGAUAUCACAGACAGUACGUAAGGAGGUGGCCAGAUUCGACAAAUUGCGAGUUGGUGAUUUUAAAGCUAGUGUGAUACAGUACCUUCAAAAUUUAAUGGAAAAGCAACAGCAGAUGAUCAAACAUUGGGAGCAAUUUUUACCAGAGGCUAAAGCAAUUGCAUGAUGUGUACAUGUGUGAUACAUUAUUCAUUACAUUCUAGCGUGUUAUACUAGUGCUGACAUACAGCUGGCAGUGAUAAAUUAUUGAGCUUUCUUGCUUCUAGUAGCCACCAUUUCUAGGUUAUGAAAUAUACAAAAGGCUUCGUUUAAGGAAAUUCAGAAGAGCUGAAAGUCUAGUUUUGCAGAAUUGAUGUGUUAAUACAUUUCUUUUGAAAGACAAAUUAAAAUGAAAUUAAGUGAACUAUUGAAAAGUUGUGAGGAAUAAUAAAAUGACUGGUUUAAAGGAAAAUUUAUGAUUUUUUUGCUGUUGUAAAUGUCAGUUUCUUCUACAAUUUCUGUAUUUUUUGGCUAUUUCUAAAUGGUUUGAAAUAUUGUACAGAAAACAAAUUCUUAGUCAUUUCAGAUACUUUAAAUGUAAGUUUUAUAAUUUAUAUUUUGAUGCUGCUUAAAAGGAUAGUUGUGUAUAAAUAUUUCAGUAUCUUAUACUUUCAUCUUCAAAAUUUAAUGAAUGAAAAAUUAUUUUUUGAAACAUAGCUAGUUCUUGACGAUAGAAAUGUCCAUUUAAUCAAAUAAAGUCAGGAAGGAAGUAAGUGUUACAGAGUUUUAAUAAUGCCCAAUAUAUUUGAAUAUUACAAAAAUAUGUAGUGGGCAUUGGCAUCAAGAAAAUAAUUUUAUUUGCACAAAAUAUACUAACAAAACUUGUAUUUUAUAAGUACAUGGUGCAUAGAAUUUAUAAAAUUGCAGCAGUACACAAAUGCAUUGAAACAUGUUUCACUGCAUAAAGCUGCAAAUGUGUGGAUGGAAUUCUAUAUGAGUAUUUUGUUUUUCUGUAGUGCAAUAUUUCAUAUUAUAAAGUAAAAUUUCCAGUAACCAAGGUUCAUAGUAGCUGGUCUAUAAGUCACAAAUUUCAUUGUUUAUGAAUAGUCGUAAAAUGACUCAGCAUUUUGUUUGUAUUUAUAAUGGUAUCUUGUAUACAAAUAUGUUUUAUUUAAUGUGACAGCUAUCAUAUAACUGUCUUUUCGUAAUUAUAAAGGAAUACAUUUCAGCACUUGUACCUCUUUCCUUACCUCAUGUGUUGGUUUUGUAGUCAAUGUGUUACUAGCAGCUACCAGAUUUAUAUAACACCCUUUUCAUGAUAUACACAUUCAAAAGACUUCACAUACAACAGGGGUGCCAAAUUCAUCCUUUACGAGAACAGCCAUAGGGCAAUCUGAGCAGAUAGAACUAAACAAAGCCCCUAGAACAGAGAGGCAUGUUUGACUCAGUCAGCCUAUCUGUUUGCAAAUAGACAGCCUGGUUCUUUCAACAUACCAUCUUUUAUAGGAAGAACUAGUACUGGUCACAUAGUUGAAUGGGUGUACUCAAGAGUAUCUUGAAAUUUCUAGUGCCAUAGGUAUAUUUGCAGAAAAAAAAUGAGAAUACAAUAUUUAAAUGCUUGUUAUUAGUUUAAAACUAAUUUGGAGUAAAGUUGAUUUCAAAGUAUUUUAAUUUGCUUGGUUACAAAUUUUGUAUAACCAGUUUUUAAAGGUGUGUAAUGAUUAUUUCUUGCAGUAUAGUCUGUUACAAAAUAAUGUUAGUAAAAUUGCAAAGUGGAAAGAGGAUUUUAUUUGUAAGGGAAUGCUGCCGACAUUGUCUUAGGAAUUACUAUAAAAAUUCAGUUUGCAGAUGCUGAAAGCCUGAAAAAUGCUAGUAACAACAUAUGCAGAAGUCAAUUUAUGUCGGUAGUGGUGUUUUAAGGGGCUCUCAUAGUGUCUAAAUGCUUAUAUAAUGUAUAUCUUUGGUUGUAUUAAAGAAAACAUUUAUUUACACUUACACAGUGUUCAAAUGCAAGCAAGUUUACCUGUUUAAAGAAAUGUGACAUCCAUCUCCUUGUUUUAUUAUGUUUUGUGUUGUCUGUCCAUAGUCAUAUACAUGAUUAUUUGAAACUAUUACAUGUAUGUUAUUGAUUAAAAGAAUUUUAUGUAUAGUACUAUUUGUAAUGUAAGGGGAUCAAAUGUGAUUUAAUUGUUAUGAUGAAAUGUGUAUCUUUGUAUUAAACAAUGAAAAUUA
Mercenaria mercenaria is the source of this 3730-nucleotide messenger RNA. Its product is annotated as sorting nexin-2-like. The coding region runs from base 72 to 1685 and encodes 537 amino acids. Gene Ontology annotation, cellular component: endosome; endosome membrane. The record is from RefSeq and is a predicted model, not a curated record. Gene Ontology annotation, molecular function: phosphatidylinositol binding. Gene Ontology annotation, biological process: early endosome to Golgi transport. The transcript is spliced from 12 exons. NCBI's taxonomy places the organism in Eukaryota, Metazoa, Mollusca, Bivalvia, Venerida, Veneridae.